AUGUCAAGGUUGAAGCGCUCGCAGGCGUCCUCAGACCCUGAAGACCUAGAUGACGACAGCAUUGUUGAUGAUGGAACAGAGGGUUCUAGCCCCCUUCACUCGAGAAAACGUCUUCGCAGAUCUGAUUCCCUGGUUUCGGCAGAAGACACUGGAGCAAGCGACGAUGGUGAAGUGGUUAGGCCUCGAGCAAUCACAGAGGUAGUUGAAGAUGAGGAUGAGCUGGAACUGCGCGCAACGCAAAGGAUUCAAGAGAAAAACUUUUUUAUGGGUGACGAGCCCAAUGUGCCUGCCGAGCAUGGUAUUCUCGAGCGCGUUGAAUGCUAUAAUUUCAUGUGCCACGACCGCUUCUACGUGGAGCUGGGGCCGCUGAUAAACUUCAUUGUUGGAAAAAAUGGCAGCGGCAAAAGCGCAGUUCUUACUGCUAUCACUCUUUGUUUGGGUGGUAAAGCGUCCGCUACGAAUCGUGGUCAGAGCUUGAAAAGUUUCAUUAAAGAAGGAAAGGAAACCGCCACCAUCAUCGUGCGGAUUAGAAAUAGAGGUGAUGGGGCUUACAUGCCGGACGACUAUGGGGAGUCGGUCAUCGUGGAACGUCAUUUCUCAAAGACUGGGACGAGUGGUUUCAAGAUUAAAUCGCAGAAUGGGCGCAUAAUAUCAACCAAAAAAGCCGAGCUUGAUUCUAUUAUUGACUACUUCACAUUACAGUUUGACAAUCCCAUGAACGUCCUUUCGCAAGACAUGGCACGUCAAUUUCUCAGCAACUCCAGCCCGGCCGAUAAAUACAAAUUUUUUGUGAAAGGAGUCCAACUAGAGCAACUUGACCAAGACUACCGACUAAUUGAGGAGUAUGUCGACCAGGCAGAAGAAAAAUUGAGGGGCAGGGAGCAAGACAUCACGGUUCUGAAAAAACGUAAAGAUUCAGCAAAGAAAAAGCUGGAAUUAUCUGAUCAUCAUGAGUCGCUCAGGAUCAGAAUCAGGAAUGUUAGAAAUCAAAUGGCCUGGGCUCAAGUAGAAGAGCAGGAAAGGGCAAGAGACACUCUUGAUGAUGAUCUUACCACAGCAGAUCAACAAAUAGCAGCUGCUGAGGUUGAACUUCACAGAUUUGAUUCCGCUUUUCAAGAUGCUGAAGCUGAAACUGAAACUGCCGCUGAAUGCGUAAGGCAAGCUGCUUACAGAGUUGAGCAAGCGCAAAGUGAAAAGGAAGAGAUCAAAGCGAAAUCGGACGAACAAAUGAGUGAACGUCAUGACUUACAGGCCCAGCAGCGUCAAAUAAGGGAGUAUGUGAAGGCAGCACAAUCAAGGAUUGAUGUAACUAAGCAAAAGAUAUCCGAGGAAACUCAGCGGCUUGCCGACCUCAGUGGCGGGAGCUAUACUCGGAAACAAGAAGAAGUCGAGCAAGCCCGAGUUGAAGUUUCUGAAGCUCGUAGGCUAUAUGAAGAACAUCAACAAGAGAGUGUUCGCCUAGUUCGGGAAUCAGAAGAGGCGGAGGAAGAAGCUAGAUCUGCGGCAGCAUCUGUUUCUAAGAAAAAGGCCGACAUUGAACAAGCAGAAGCACUUCUCCGGAAUCUUUCGAAGGAUGGGGGGCCUCGAACUUCUGGGUUCCACGAGAGAAUGCCCAUGCUUCUCAAGGCAAUCCAGCAGGAGCGAUCAUUUUCUAGGCAACCUGUCGGCCCAAUCGGUCACCAUGUAAGCUUAUUGAAGCCGACAUGGUCGUCGAUCUUGGAGAACUCGCUCGGCACGACGCUAAACAGCUUUAUUGUGACUUCCAAAAGGGAUAUGAAUGUUUUGUCUAGUGUCAUGCAAAGAGUCAACUGCGUUUUUCCAAUUUUCAUUGGAAGUGAUGGUCAUAUCGACACAACGGGACACGAACCGGAUUCUCGUUUCGAUACGGCAUUGCGGGUUCUACAGAUUGACAACGAAUUGGUGCGCCGGCAAUUAAUUAUCAACCAUGGCAUAGAACAAAUGUUGUUAAUCGAGCGGUUGGAAGAUGCCUCUUCAGUGUUAUUUGAUGAACAACGCCCGAGGAAUGUAAAGAGAUGUUACUGUAUCGAUAGAGCCGACAGGCGGCGGGGAAUUCAUCUCUCGUACAGUCGCACAGGGGAGCCAAGCCAAGCACCGGUCCCGGCGUAUAACGGUAAUCCACGAAUGAAAUCGGACCUCGCAUCACGAAUCAGGAUUCAACGUGAUGUUGUAGAUGACCUUAGACGUGAACUAAACGAUCAAGAGCAACAGCUGCGUGCCUUAUGGUCCCGCUCAGAAAGCUGUAAGCAAGCUCGUGUGAGGCAUGGAAAAAGGAGUAUUGAUCUGCAGAUUACAAUACAGAGGAAAGAAGAUCACGUUGAAGAACUCUCAGAUGCCCUUGACAAAGAACAUGUGGAGGAUGGUCAUCUCGACGCGCUGCGAGCAAAUCUUCGAGAAGCUGAAGAAGAUAAACAGCUCAAUGAAGGCUCAUAUAAGGACAGCAUUGAUGCCAUGAAAGCAAUCAUGAGAAAUUUAAAAGCAAUCACGCAAGAAAUAGAUGCGAAGGUCGCACAUAUUUCUACUUUAACCCAAGAAUUCGAGGUCGCCCAGAGUGAGGAGUACAGGGUAGUAGACAAGCGCCGAAAGAUUCUUGGUGACAAAAACGCUGCAAUCAGACAAAUUGAGCUCAGGAAGCGCGACAGGGAAAGGCUCCACCAAAACAGGGAGGAUGUUGUCGCACGGAUUCUCGAUUUCACAGAGAAGGCCAGUUUGGUUUCACCACGUGUUGCGGUUGACGAAGGAGAAACUCUUUUCAGUCUAGAGAAAAAGCUCGAAAAAUAUCUCAAAGAUACUGAGCGCUAUAAUCAACAACUAGGAGCGUCUCGAGACGAAAUCGCUGCUGAAACUGAAAAAACGAAUACAGCCUAUCGUCGGGCUUCAGCUCGUAAAAAAGAGCUCACCCUGCUUGCUAGUAUCCUUAAAGACACACUCACGCAUCGUAAAAAGCGAUGGGGGAUUUUCAGAUCUCAUAUUUCUUCCCGAGCUAAGGCACAGUUCACUUAUCUCUUAAGUGAAAGAAGCUUCCGCGGCCGACUGUUGGCCGACCACAGCGGCAAACUUCUGGAUCUACAAGUUGAACCUGAUAUAACCAAGGACAGUGCCGGUCGUGGCGCAAGGACACUUUCUGGUGGUGAAAAGUCAUUCUCACAAGUCUGUCUUUUACUGGCACUUUGGGAGGCUAUGGGUUCGCCGAUUCGCUGCUUAGAUGAGUUUGAUGUAUACAUGGACCAGGUCAAUAGGAAAAUGGCUAUCGACAUGCUUAUGAUUGCUGCGAGGCGCUCGAUUGGGCGACAAUUUAUUCUCAUCACGCCUGGAUCAAGGGCAGAAAUCUGCCUAGCAUCUGAUGUUAGAGUCAAGGAGUAA
Molecule: messenger RNA, 3381 nt
Organism: Aspergillus wentii DTO 134E9
Lineage: Eukaryota; Fungi; Ascomycota; Eurotiomycetes; Eurotiales; Aspergillaceae
Product: DNA repair protein SMC6
Exons: 13
Coding region: 1-3381 (1126 amino acids)
Biological process (GO): double-strand break repair via homologous recombination
Cellular component (GO): nucleus; Smc5-Smc6 complex; site of double-strand break
Molecular function (GO): single-stranded DNA binding; damaged DNA binding
Source: RefSeq, a predicted model, not a curated record